AUGUCUCUCCAAAGCAAGGAUCAGUCUGUCUCUUCUAGUCUGUCCUUCCUCAAAAAUCAAGAUAAAAAUUUGGAGGCUAAAGUGACUAAAAGGGCUUUACCGAAUUUCAAAGCUAAUCCUUAUGCUAAAAAAGUAGACAAUUUAUUUAAAAGAAAUGGACUUAUCACUUACUUGACCGUUCACUCUGAAUAUAGUACUAUUAAAGUCUCUUUUAAUUAUAAAAAUUUAAAAUUCUAUCGUAAACUUAUUAUCUGGCACAAAAAAAUUUCUGAAAAUGAUUAUCUAAGACUAGUUAAUAUGACCAAAAAAAAAGAAUAUAAAUGGAUACUUGUUACCGAAUCGUUGAUAGAUGCAACAGGCAAUAACAAGAUGGAAGAUUUUAUGUCUUUAACGAAAAAACAUUUGAGAAUUAUGAACUUGGAUGAAUACGCGAUCAUUGACUAUCUAAAAGAAGAUUUUUUUGCUGAAUUUUUCGAAAAUAAUGAAAAGGAUUACUAUAUAAAAAAUGAUGAUGAAAGAGCAUUAUUUUUACAUUUUAUAAAUAGUUCUACAAAAAUUUUCUGGGACAAAUCAAUUGAAAAUAAUAUUCGUAAAUAG
Messenger RNA from Racocetra persica, 597 nucleotides. The record is from the annotation of a GenBank genome assembly. Lineage: Eukaryota; Fungi; Glomeromycota; Glomeromycetes; Diversisporales; Gigasporaceae.